Messenger RNA from Anopheles aquasalis, 3166 nucleotides. RefSeq names its product F box and leucine-rich-repeat gene 4. The record is from RefSeq and is a predicted model, not a curated record. Gene Ontology annotation, molecular function: protein binding. Lineage: Eukaryota; Metazoa; Arthropoda; Insecta; Diptera; Culicidae.
GGUAUCCAGUAAAGAAGCGCCACCGGUUCUGAACUUCUCAUCAUUGAAAACUGUUGUAAGCUAAUUUUUAUUCCAAGUUUCACGCAAAAGGCCUUCACCAGCUGUAAACAAGUACUUCAAUUACUGUACGAUGAACAAUGGUCCGCCGAGGAGUUGGGUUCCAACGUAUGCUAUGUCGGCAAAUUCCGAUUUAUUUGUAAAGGUAGCCACAUUCCACCAGAAUAAAAUCGACCAAUACGUUACGUGUGUAAUGCAAGCGAGCGACCAGUACGCAUCAACUGGAAGUAUUACCUACGCAGCGUUUAACCUGGUUGGACGUCCAACUCAUUUUCCAAAUAUGGGCGAUUUCGCCGACACCUAUCUGACGAGCCGGUACGGAAACUGGUGGCUACAACUGCCCUCAGCUGGCGAAGAGUUCGGGCUUCAGAACGUUCCCGAUAAUCUGAAGCCGUCUGAUUCAUAUAUACUGUGCUGUUUCGACGACAACGUGUACCCUUUGGAGCUAGAAGCAUGUGAAACAUUAAGCGCUGGAGCAAUACAGAAAGUGUGGAUGCGUACCACUAUGAACACAGAGACGCGCCACACCCGUUGGGCUUUACUAUGGGACCGAGCAGUAGACCCAUUGGAAAACAUCGAUUCUACAAAUGCAGCAAUACGCAAUCCAUUUACUAUCAAACUUCGGCAACUUCAUGAACCGGGACAAACCCUAAUGAUAGAGCUCAACCAUCGUGAUUUGGACUAUCACGCUGGGCUAGACAGCAUAAUGUUGAAGGGUGGCACCGAUCCCCCUGUUUACAUUCCGUGUCCACUAAAUCUAUCUAGACAGCAAGAAGAUCAACACCAGAUAAUAUCUCAAAAUAACUCAUCGACUAGAAUCGAUCAACUACCAGAGGAGCUACUCUUUGGUAUUUUCCAAUAUUUGGAUCUCAUGUCACUGGCUCGAGUAGCGCGUGUGUGCACUAGGUUUCAACAAACAGCGCAGGACUCGUGCUUAUACUUCGAGAUUAACUUGCGGCCGUACUGGAUGAUGACAUCGCCGCAAUUGUACAACUGGGUUUCGAAACGAGCCAAGCUUUGUCGCAAACUGAACGUGUCCUGGAAUACGGACUCGGACAGGCAGCUGGCGAUGGAGUUACUGUCGCUAUUGAGGGCGUGCUGUAACACAUUAACUCAUUUACGAAUGAGUUACAACGCAGCAGUGACUGAAGAUCUUUUGCAGGUAGUUUUUCAAAACUGCCCCAAACUCCAGGAGCUCAGCAUAGACGGUCGUUGUUCGGAAGAUCGUUAUCCCUUUGUGAUUGGACCAGGAGUGCUCACAAAUCUUGUGCGUUUAAAUUUGGCCGACAGCGGCUGGCUUGAUACAUCUAUGUUGCUUCAAAUUGUCUCCCAAAGCCCGAAUUUGAAGCAUUUGAAUAUCAAUUUUUGUAACAGCUUGGCAUUGCCGGAGCUGUUCGAGCUGCUCGGAAACAAUAACCACCAGUUAAUCAGCUUGAAUGCAGUAAAAGCUGGAACUUUAACAAGCGAAGCGCUUUGCUGUUUAGCAGGCUGCACACAGUUGCAGGAGCUAGACGUAGGAUGGACGUUUCAGGAACUGAAUUGGCAAACUGAACAUUUGCGAACCCUACUAAUCGCCUGUCCAAUGAUUAAAAAAUUGUUCAUGUCUGCCGCGAGGGAUCUGCAAGAUAAUGAUCUUUUCUCAAUAGCGGGAGCAUGUUCGAUGUUGGAACAGCUAUCGUUGGUGGGAUGUAAUAAUAUCAGCGCAAGAGGAAUUCAGCAGGUCCUCGAGCACUGUAAGAAUCUGAAGCUGUUGGAUAUUAGCCACUGCGAAGGCAUUGAACAUGAAAGUGUGUUGGCAUGGCAGAAUACUUAUGGAACAGAGAUCAAACGUAUCCAACCAACUCAUAAUAUUGACGGGUGAACCACCAUUAUAAUUCUUUGAUAUACACAAUAUUUUUCUUCUGUUUUAUACGCAAAUGUCCCACAAAGGGGGUGAUAUAUAUUUGGCCGUUAAACGAGAAGACCGAAUUUAAACCAAAUGAAUUAAAAGUAGAAUAUCGUUAUAUUCAUAGGAUAUGUUUAUCCAAGUAACCGCCAUAUUGCCACCCUUAUUGGGUGCAUAUAAACCCCCUUAUUAUAUUAAUCAGAAGUUGUACUCCAUCGCUUCGAUAUAGCCUUACAGCAAAAGUUUGUGAUGGACCAGGAGUGCUCACAAAUCUUGUGCGUUUAAAUUUGACCGACAACGGCUGGCUUGAUACAUCUAUGUUGCUUCAAAUUGUCUCCCAAAGCCCGAAUUUGAAGCAUUUAAAUAUCAAUUUUUGUAACAGCUUGGCAUUGCCGGAGCUGUUCGAGCUGCUCGGAAACAAUAACCACCAGUUAAUCAGCUUGAAUGCAGUAAAAGCUGGAACUUUAACAAGCGAAGCGCUUUGCUGUUUAGCAGGCUGCACACAGUUGCAGGAGCUAGACGUAGGAUGGACGUUUCAGGAACUGAAUUGGCAAACUGAACAUUUGCGAACCCUACUAAUCGCCUGUCCAAUGAUUAAAAAAUUCUUGAUGUCUGCCGCGAGGGAUCUGCAAGAUAAUCCGAUCUUUUCUCAAUAGCGGGAGCAUGUUCGAUGUUGGAACAGCUAUCGUUGGUGGGAUGUAAUAAUAUCAGCGCAAGAGGAAUUCAGCAGGUCUUCGAGCACUGUAAGAAUCUGAAGCUGUUGGAUAUUAGCCACUGCGAAGGCAUUGAACAUGAAAGUGUGUUGGCAUGGCAGAAUACUUAUGGAACAGAGAUCAAACGUAUCCAACCAACUCAUAAUAUUGACGGGUGAACCACCAUUAUAAUUCUUUGAUAUACACAAUAUUUUUCUUCUGUUUUAUACGCAAAUGUCUCACAAAGGGGGUGAUAUAUAUUUGGCCGUGAAACGAGAAGACCGAAUUUAAACCAAAUGAAUUAAAAGUAGAAUAUCGUUAUAUUCAUAGGAUAUGUUUAUCCUAGUAACCGCCAUAUUGCUACCCUUAUUGGGAGCAUAUAAACCCUCUUAUUAUAUUAAUCAGAAGUUGUACUCCAUCGCUUCGAUAUAGCCUUACAGCAAAAGUUUGUGAUGAUGAUAUGAAUUGUUGAAUGAAAAUGAAAAAUGAAGAUAUGAAUUGUUUUUUACAAUAAAAAAUGUGAUAAAAACCU